AAAAGCACUCACGCAGUCUGGGCUGGGUCUGCUUGCUGCUUACAAGGAGGGGGACUCUUGUAUUCAUGGUGGUGCAGUGAUAACCUGAGUGCUUUUUUCCCUUUUUUUUUGUCCUUUUCCCCUUUUCUUUGGGCACAAGGAAGGCUCAUGUCUUUCUUCUAGACAUGAUGAGCUUCGUGCAUUUAAGGACUUUCCUUUUUCUAAUCGUCUGCGGGGCUCAGGUUUUCAUUGUUUCAUGUCAAGACGAGGACAGUGGAGAUGACUUGGGCUGCGUAGCAGACGGCCAGACGUACGUCAACAAGGACAUCUGGAAGCCAGAGCCAUGUCGGAUCUGUGUGUGCGACAACGGCCAGGUCUUGUGUGAUGAGAUCCAGUGUGAUGAGCUGACUAACUGUGAGAAAGUGGUCAUCCCCGAUGGCGAGUGCUGCCCUAUAUGUCAGGGUGACUCACCCAGCAGCGGCGGACAGCCGGCCUUUGGAGAUGGGGGCAGGAUCUAUAAGGGUCAGAAGGGCGAGCCUGGAGAUGUCCCACUGGUAACUGGAAUUAGAGGCCGUCCUGGACCUAUGGGACCCCCAGGCCCUGCAGGACACAGAGGACCUCGUGGACACAAAGGACGGCCUGGACUGCGGGGCACUGCAGGUUACGAUGGAGAGCCUGGAGUACCAGGUCAGCCUGGAGAACCAGGACCUCCAGGACAUUCUACACACCCUGGAGGUCUGGGAGCUGAGAUGGCCGGACUGUCAGAGGGAAAAAUGGGACCUCAGGGCAUGUUAACAGGCUCAAGGGGAGAUGUUGGGGCGAGAGGACCUCCUGGGCCAAAUGGCUCACCUGGUCAAUCUGGACCAGCAGGACCUCCUGGAGAUGUUGGUGAUCCAGGACAUAUGGGACCACCUGGACAGAGGGGACCCGAGGGCCCUCCAGGGAAACCAGGAGAAGAUGGGGAGUCAGGAAGACCAGGAAAUACAGGAGAAGUUGGAUUCCCAGGAUCACCUGGAUCCCGAGGAUUUCCAGGAACCCCAGGACCUCCUGGACUGAAGGGUCAUCGGGGCCAUGGUGGACCUAUUGGCCAAAAAGGUGAAACUGGAGCUGUUGGAUCCAAGGGUGCUACAGGACCAUCUGGUCCAAUGGGAGCACCUGGACCCAUGGGUCCUGCUGGAAUGACAGGAGAGAGAGGACGUCCUGGACCCGGUGGUAUUGCUGGUAAGCGUGGCCCAAUUGGUAACGUUGGGAAACCUGGUCCAAUGGGUCCCUUGGGUCUCAAUGGACCACCGGGAUAUCCUGGAGUCCCAGGAAUGAAGGGACAACCUGGCCCCACAGGAGUCCGUGGUCCAGAGGGCCCCCAGGGACAGAGAGGAGAGACCGGUCACCUUGGCAGACCUGGACCAGUCGGCCUCAGGGGACCCAUGGGCACAGAUGGUGGUACAGGUGCCAAAGGACCACUGGGUAAUGUUGGCCCACAAGGUCCAGGCGGCCAUGCAGGACCCUCUGGCCCACCAGGACCACAGGGAAGCACUGGGCAGCCUGGUAUCAAAGGACAACUGGGAGAUGUUGGUGUGCCAGGAUUUAAAGGAGAAGCUGGACCCAAAGGAGAACCUGGUCCUCCAGGAUCUCAGGGAGUGCUUGGACCUCAGGGUGAAGAAGGAAAGCGUGGACCACGUGGUGACUCCGGCUCUGUUGGCCCUCCAGGUCCUGUGGGAGAAAGAGGAGCUCCUGGUAACAGAGGAUUCCCUGGUGCUGAUGGUUUGCCAGGACCCAAGGGUGCUCAAGGAGAUCGUGGAAUUUCUGGACCUCCAGGGCCCAAGGGUUCACUGGGAGACCCUGGUCGCACAGGAGAGCCUGGUCUACCAGGUGCAAGGGGUCUCACUGGUACUCCAGGAGUGCAGGGAGCAGAAGGAAAGCCAGGACCAUUGGGAGCCCCAGGUGAAGAUGGGCGUCCAGGCCCUGCAGGAUCCAUUGGAAACAGAGGACCAGCAGGAACCAUGGGGGUUCCAGGCCCUAAAGGCUUCGCAGGUGACCCAGGAAAGACAGGUGAACAAGGAUCUCCAGGUGUAGCUGGUCAAAGAGGUCCUCCAGGGAAAGAUGGAGAAGUUGGACCUGCUGGACCCCCUGGCCCAGCUGGUGUUGCAGGAGACAGAGGAGAACAGGGACCUCCAGGUGUUAAUGGAUUCCAGGGCCUUCCUGGGAAUCAAGGCCCUCCUGGAGAAUCUGGAAAACCCGGCGACUUAGGUAUUCCUGGAGAGCUCGGUCCUGUGGGACAGAUCGGACCAAGGGGAGAGCGAGGAACUCCAGGGGAGAGAGGAGAGCUGGGUCCAACUGGCUUGCAGGGACCUAAGGGGAUACCUGGUGCACCUGGUCCUGACGGUCCAAAGGGUAGUCCUGGUCCUCCUGGUGCGCUUGGUGAUGUUGGCCCUCCAGGUCUUCAGGGAAUGCCAGGAGAGAGGGGCAUCUCUGGCCCCCCUGGGCCCAAAGGUGACAGAGGAGCAGUUGGUGAGAAAGGAUCAGAGGGCACAGCUGGAAAUGACGGAGCAAGAGGAGCCCCAGGUCCUGUUGGCCCACUUGGACCUGCUGGGCCCAGUGGAGAGAAGGGAGAACCUGGACCCAAGGGACCAGCUGGACCACCAGGAUCUAGAGGAGUGCCGGGUGCAAGAGGUGACCCUGGUCCCAUAGGUGCUGUUGGAUUUGCUGGACCUCCUGGCCCUGAUGGCCAACCUGGAGUCAAGGGAGAGCCUGGAGAGCCCGGUCAGAAAGGAGAUGCUGGAUCACCAGGACCUCAAGGCCUGGCUGGUGCUCAUGGACCUCCUGGCCCACCUGGUGUUGCUGGAUUGAAAGGUGGAAGAGGAACUCAGGGAGCACCAGGCCCCACUGGUUUCCCAGGAUCUGCAGGAAGAGUUGGUCCUCCUGGCCCUACUGGUCCAGUUGGAGAGCCUGGAGCCAUUGGUCCACCUGGAAAAGAGGGUCCUAGAGGUCUUCGUGGAGACCAUGGACCCCCUGGAAGACAAGGAGAGAGAGGACCAGCAGGACCACCAGGCACACAAGGAGACAAAGGGGACUCUGGAGAGGACGGACCCACGGGUCCUGAUGGUCCUCCAGGCCCAGCUGGAACUACAGGACAGAGAGGCAUUGUGGGUCUUCCUGGUCAGAGAGGAGAGCGUGGGAUGCCUGGACUUCCAGGCCCAGCGGGUCCACCAGGAAAACAGGGAUCUACCGGAGCAGCUGGAGAUAAGGGUCCCCCUGGCCCAGUUGGUUCUCCUGGACUGAAUGGACCUCGUGGUGAUCCUGGCCCUGAUGGCCCUGCAGGAUCUGAUGGACCUCCAGGCAAAGAUGGAGUUCUUGGUCAACGGGGAGACCGUGGAGAUUCAGGUCCGGAAGGCUUGAUUGGUCCUCAGGGACUUCCAGGCCCUCCAGGUCCUGUUGGAGUACCAGGUGAUGCUGGAAAGAGAGGAGAGGCUGGCUCAAGAGGACCUGUUGGCCCACCUGGCUCAGCUGGGAAGAGAGGACUAGUGGGACCUCAAGGACCAAGAGGUGAUAAGGGUGAUCUUGGAGAUCAUGGCGAGAGGGGACAGAAGGGCCAUCGAGGCUUCACUGGUCUGCAGGGUCUUCCUGGACCUCCAGGUACCACAGGUGAGCAGGGAGCUCCAGGAAUCGUUGGACCAGGUGGUCAAAGGGGGCCUCCUGGACCUAUUGGACCUCCUGGAAAAGAAGGAUACCUUGGCCAACCAGGACCCAUGGGACCUCCUGGAACUCGUGGAAUCAGUGGAGAAAUUGGACCAGAGGGCCCUCCAGGAGAGCCUGGACCUCCUGGCCCCCCAGGUCCUCCAGGACCCCCCAUGGCAGCCAUGGAUGAUCUGUUCGGCGGCCCUCACGAUUACGAAGACGCCCCUCCUCCUCCUCCUGAGUUCAGCGAGGAUGAAGCUCUCCCCAACAGCAACUCCUCCACCAUCUUGGCCGUGGACCCUGGCGUGCAGGCCACCCUGAAGGCCCUCAGCAGCCAGAUCAACAGCAUGAAGAGCCCCGACGGCAGCAAGAAGCACCCCGCCAGGACCUGUGAUGACCUCAAGAGAUGCUACCCCUUGAAGAAGAGCGGCGAGUACUGGGUGGAUCCAAACCAAGGCAGUGUGGAGGACGCCAUCAAAGUGCACUGCAACAUGGACACCGGAGAGACCUGCAUCUCCGCCAGCCCCGCCAGCAUACCUCGUAAAGUGUGGUGGACGUCUUCCAGGAACAAACCUGUGUGGUUUGGAGCUGACAUGAACAGCGGAACACAUUUCACCUACGGAAACAAAGAUCAGCCGGCUAACUCGGUCACAGUUCAGAUGACUUUUAUCCGCCUGCUCUCCAAAGAAGCCUCCCAGACCAUCACCUACCACUGCAAGAACACGGUGGGCUACAAGGACGAGAAGAUGGGCAACAACAAGAAAGCUGUGAUCCUUAAAGGCUCCAACGACCUGGAGCUCAAAGCAGAGGGAAACAACCGCUUCAGAUACACAGUGUUGGAAGAUUCCUGCACACGAGCAAAUGGCCAGUGGGGCAAGACAGUGUUUGAGUACAGGACACAGAAAACAGCAAGACUUCCUAUUGUGGACAUUGCCCCUGUGGACAUUGGCGGCUCAGAUCAAGAGUUCGGCGUCGACAUCGGGCCAGUGUGCUUCCUGUAAAAUCGCCAGCUGGGACGCGUCGAGGAGAAUCCUGAGACUUUUGAACUGACAGCUGAUGCGAUCAGCCACAUUGUACAUACGAGUACUGAGGACUAUUGUGGCCCUGUGGCAAGAUAUUUAUUGUGCCUUCAACCCAGAUCAAGACAUCGAAGAUUUGUACGUUAGGAUGAAUGUUAAAGAAAUUAGAAAACAUCAGAAUCAUUCCUGUUGUAUGUGUGUUUGACUUUAAGCAUGAUGCAUUCAGUGCUAACUCUUUGAUAGUGUAAUUUAGUCCAAAUAUUUGACCCCUUAACUUUAUUUCAUAGCAUAAAUUUGCCAAAGAUGUAAGGAUGCGAAAGCUUUAAAUUUGUAACUGCUGUUUAUAGGCUGAAAUUCCCACCGACGCUAUGUUAAAUGUUCUGCCACACCCUUUUUUUUUUUUUUUUUUUUUUUUUUUUUUUUUUUUUUUUUUUUACAAAUUUGUCUUCCUUUUUUGUUCUAAAUGUUUAAAAAUAAAACAUUGUGGUGCUAUAGAGGAAACAUACGGCCGAUGAUGCCUUCUCUGGCGCAGGUAUUUUCCAAAGACAGUUUUGAUGAUCCUUGUCUGUAUCCAGAUUCUGUACCGACAUACGUGGAACAUUAAAGACGCAUUGAGACUGUCGUAUUCCUCAGUGUUAGCUACCUCGUCACUGAAAACGGAGAACCGAUGACACUACGUGUAAAUCUUGUUUUCACAGGUGCUGUUUUUGUAAGUAGUGUGAUCCUUGUGCACUUCUCCCGGCUGCGCGGUACAGGGCAGGGUUUGGGGAUACCAAUAAAGAUCUUUCUGUCAACGAUGGAGAGAUGAAUGAGGUGUCGUGUGAGUGGUGUGUGGUGAUUUGUAACUGUAUUUUCCUUUCUUACAGUAAAAGGUAGCACAGAAUAUUCUAUUUUUAUGCAUGUCAGUUCCCCCUUUUCAGUAUCCUGGACUUAUAUGCUCUUGAAAUCCUUUUUUAUAAUCAGAAUAAGGUGGCUGUUUGCUUUGUAUUUCCUGCUAUGCAACAAAUUAAACAGAAUGCUUGUUAAUCCCCCCAAGCUCCUGUCAUAUUAAUUCAGGUAUAGUCAGGUUUUUAAUGUCUGUCAUUUUGCACACAAACCUUUUCUUGACAUAUUUGUAGUUUUAAAAAACAUUUAUGUAUUUAAUCUAGUCUCACAGUUGUUUGUAAUGUAAGCUGUUUGUGUUAAAUGUUCAUGAAUGUGCCGUUCAGUAAUUCUAUUGUGAACAUUUGGUUCAUAUUUGAGUAUAUUUAUUAGAGAUGUUUAAGUUUUAAGAGGCUUGGCUGCCUGCUGGCUCCCCCGAGGCAGAGAGGAGGAGGAGGAAGAGGAGGAAGAAGGGGCUUUCCACACUGGAAGCAGAAGCAUUUCAUCCUUUAAGAAAUAAAUAUUGAAACUAC
Molecule: messenger RNA, 6067 nt
Organism: Cheilinus undulatus (humphead wrasse)
Lineage: Eukaryota; Metazoa; Chordata; Actinopteri; Labriformes; Labridae
Gene: col5a2a
Product: collagen, type V, alpha 2a
Exons: 54
Coding region: 165-4655 (1496 amino acids)
Cellular component (GO): collagen type V trimer
Molecular function (GO): protein binding; extracellular matrix structural constituent
Source: RefSeq, a predicted model, not a curated record